Molecule: messenger RNA, 5464 nt
Organism: Peromyscus californicus insignis
Lineage: Eukaryota; Metazoa; Chordata; Mammalia; Rodentia; Cricetidae
Gene: Itgav
Product: integrin subunit alpha V
Exons: 30
Coding region: 606-3746 (1046 amino acids)
Biological process (GO): integrin-mediated signaling pathway; angiogenesis; cell adhesion mediated by integrin
Cellular component (GO): external side of plasma membrane; integrin complex
Molecular function (GO): integrin binding
Source: RefSeq, a predicted model, not a curated record
GAUAACGCUUUCCGCAUUCUUAAACAAAAGUCGCAGAGAAGUUCCAGGAGGAAGCAGGGAACGAGGUGUGCCCGGGCCUCUUUUCGUUUCAUUGUCGCCAUCCUCUGGCUUGCUGGGUUGGGCCGGAGGCCCAGGUGGAGGCGCGCGGCCACUGUCCCCCUGGUCCUUUGGGUCUGGGCGGCAGUCCCGGGGCGGGUUCCGAGGACCCGCUGCCAGCGCGCACGGAAGUGCGCUCGGCCCUCUCCGGUGGGAGGCCACCGUGAGCGCGACUUCCUUUUUCGCGGGGCGGCCCGGCCUCCCAGGCUCCUCCUUCCCUCCCCCCUUCCCCCAGCCCGAGCAGCUCCCGGUCCGAGGGACGGCGCUCGCCUCGCCACUACUGAGCGCCAGCCGCCGCGCUAGGGAGCGACCUCGCCGGAGUCCCGCGUCGCGCACCGCGCCCCCUGGGUGGCCGGCCAGCUCAGCCCGCCCGUCUCCCCGCCGCCCCGGCCGCCCUUGACCGCUAGCGCACAGCACAGCAGUUCGGGCGCUCGCAGGCGGCGGGCCCCGAGCCCCGGGACAGGGACAGGGACAGGGACUGUAUAGCCUUUGGGCUCCGCGCCCCGGCGAUGGCUGCUCCCGGGCGGCUGCUGCUGCGCCCUCGCCCCAGUGGCUUUCUGCUGCUGCUGCCCGGCCUCCUGUUGCCCCUCGCCGGUGCCUUCAACCUGGACGUCGAAAGCCCCGCCGAGUACGCCGGCCCCGAGGGAAGUUACUUCGGGUUCGCCGUGGACUUCUUCGCGCCCAGCACGUCUUCCAGGAUGUUUCUCCUGGUGGGAGCCCCGAAAGCAAACACAACGCAGCCUGGGAUUGUGGAAGGAGGGCAAGUUCUCAAGUGUGACUGCUCAUCGAGCCGCCGGUGCCAGCCCAUUGAAUUCGAUGCCACAGGUAAUCGAGAUUUUGCCAAAGAUGACCCACUGGAGUUCAAGUCCCACCAGUGGUUGGGAGCUUCUGUGAGGUCAAAGCAGGAUAAAAUCUUGGCUUGUGCUCCGUUGUACCACUGGAGGACCGAGAUGAAGCAGGAGAGAGAGCCUGUUGGAACUUGCUUUCUUCAGGAUGGAACCAAGACUGUUGAGUAUGCGCCAUGCAGGUCAAAAAAUAUUGAUGCUGAUGGACAGGGAUUUUGUCAAGGAGGAUUCAGCAUUGAUUUUACUAAAGCUGACAGAGUACUUCUUGGUGGUCCUGGUAGCUUUUAUUGGCAAGGCCAGCUCAUUUCGGAUCAAGUGGCAGAAAUCAUAUCUAAAUAUGACCCCAAUGUCUACAGCAUCAAAUAUAAUAACCAAUUAGCAACGCGGGCUGCACAAGCAAUUUUUGAUGACAGUUACUUGGGUUACUCGGUGGCUGUGGGAGACUUCAAUGGCGACGGCAUUGAAGAUUUUGUGUCAGGAGUUCCGAGAGCAGCGAGGACUUUGGGAAUGGUUUAUAUUUAUGAUGGGAAAAACAUGUCCUCUUUACACAAUUUUACCGGCGAACAGAUGGCUGCAUAUUUCGGAUUUUCCGUAGCUGCCACUGACAUUAAUGGGGAUGAUUAUGCAGAUGUGUUUAUUGGAGCGCCUCUGUUCAUGGACCGAGGCUCUGAUGGAAAACUCCAAGAGGUGGGCCAGGUCUCAGUGUCUCUGCAGAGAGCAUCGGGAGACUUCCAGACUACAAAGCUGAAUGGAUUUGAGGUUUUUGCCAGAUUUGGAAGUGCCAUAGCUCCUCUGGGAGACCUGGACCAGGAUGGUUUCAAUGAUAUUGCGAUUGCUGCUCCCUAUGGUGGUGAAGAUAAAAAGGGACUUGUUUAUAUCUUCAAUGGGAGAUCAACAGGCCUGAAUUCGGUGCCAUCUCAGGUCCUCGAGGGGCAGUGGGCUGCUCAGAGCAUGCCCCCAAGCUUUGGCUAUUCCAUGAAAGGAGCUACAGAUGUAGACAGAAAUGGAUAUCCAGACUUAGUUGUAGGAGCUUUUGGUGUGGAUCGAGCUAUCUUAUACAGAGCCAGACCCGUUGUCACCGUAAAUGCUGGCCUUGAAGUAUACCCAAGCAUUUUAAAUCAAGACAAUAAAAUCUGCCCGUUGCCUGGGACAGCUCUCAAAGUUUCCUGUUUUAACGUCAGGUUCUGCUUAAAGGCGGAUGGCAAAGGAACUCUUCCAAAGAGGCUGAACUUCCAGGUGGAGCUUCUUUUGGAUAAACUGAAGCAAAAGGGAGCAAUCCGACGAGCACUGUUUCUCCAUAACAGGUCCCCAGGGCACUCCAAGAACAUGACUGUUUUCAAGGGGGGACAGAUGCAGUGCGAGGAGCUGGUUGCCUAUCUGCGGGAUGAAUCUGAAUUUAGAGACAAACUCACUCCCAUCACUAUUUUUAUGGAGUAUCGGUUGGACCACAGAACGGCUGCUGACGAUACAGGCUUGCAGCCCAUUCUGAACCAGUUCACUCCCGCCAAUGUCAGCCGGCAGGCUCAUAUUCUACUUGACUGUGGGGAAGAUAAUGUCUGUAAACCUAAACUGGAAGUUUCUGUAGAUAGUGAUCAAAAGAAGAUCUAUAUUGGGGAUGACAACCCUCUGACCCUGACCGUGAAGGCGCAGAAUCAAGGGGAAGGAGCCUACGAAGCGGAGCUCAUCGUCUCCAUCCCACCGCAGGCAGAUUUCAUCGGGGUUGUCCGAAACAAUGAAGCCUUAGCAAGACUUUCCUGUGCAUUUAAGACAGAAAACCAAACCCGACAGGUGGUGUGUGACCUUGGAAACCCCAUGAAAGCUGGAACUCAACUGUCUGCUGGCCUUCGUUUUAGCGUGCACCAGCAGUCAGAAAUGGAUACUUCUGUGAAAUUUGACUUGAAAAUCCAAAGCUCUAAUUCUUUUGACAAUGUAAGCCCAGUUGUGUCUUACAAAGUUGACCUUGCUGUUUUGGCUGCUGUUGAGAUAAGAGGGGUCUCAAGUCCUGAUCAUGUCUUUCUUCCAAUUCCAAAUUGGGAGUACAAGGAAAACCCUGAGACUGAAGAAGAUGUUGGGCCUGUUGUUCAGCACAUCUAUGAGCUGAGAAACAAUGGUCCAAGUUCAUUCAGCAAGGCAAUCCUAAAUCUCCAGUGGCCUUACAAAUACAACAAUAACACUUUGUUGUACAUCCUUCAUUACGACAUUGAUGGGCCAAUGAACUGUACCGCAGAUACAGAGAUCAACCCUUUGAGAAUUAAGUCUGUGCAGACACCGGAAAAGAAUGACACAGCCCCUGGGCAAGGAGAACGCAGUCAUCUCAUCACCAAGCGGGAUCUCACCCAUACUGAGGGAGAUGUUCACACUUUGGGUUGUGGAGUUGCUAAGUGCCUGCAGAUCGUCUGCCAGGUUGGUCGACUGGAUCGAGGGAAGAGUGCCAUCCUGUACGUGAAAUCCCUGUUGUGGACCGAGACGUUUAUGAAUAAGGAGAACCAGAACCAUUCUUACUCCCUGAAGUCGUCCGCUUCAUUUAACAUCAUCGAGUUUCCUUACAAGAAUCUGCCGAUUGAGGAUCUCUUCAACUCCACGCUGGUCACCACUAACAUCACCUGGGGCAUUCAGCCGGCGCCCAUGCCUGUGCCCGUGUGGGUCAUCAUCUUGGCAGUUCUCGCCGGACUCUUGUUACUGGCUGUUCUGGUGUUUGUAAUGUACAGGAUGGGCUUUUUUAAACGUGUCCGACCACCUCAAGAAGAGCAGGAACGAGAGCAACUCCAACCUCAUGAGAACGGCGAAGGGAACUCUGAAACCUAACCGCGGUUCUGAAGCUGCGCCACGUCUGGAUCCACUAAAGUUACCACUUUGGUGAUAGAUUUAUAUAUCUUUCAUGAAGAACAAAAUCCCAAGAUUGUAUUGCUGAGGGUACCCAGUAGCCUCAGUUUACCCACAAAACUGAAAUGAGUAUUUGCCGACUUCUCUUUAUAAAUAGGUUCAGCUUAACAUUUACUUCACAUACACUGGCGCGUGUUUUUAGGCAUUUAAGUGAGGAAAUUUCAAGUGAUAAUCCUUGUUCAGUGUACAUAAGGCACUUGAGUUACCACAUUAUAUAACACGGUACCUCUUCAGUUACUGUUUCUAAUUUACUAUGUGAGGUUUCUCUCUUCUUCGAUGUUAUGUUAAAGCAAUUAGGAUUUUUAAAGCAAUUCAAAUUUAGACCUUAGCGUCAGUAAUUUUGCACAGGUACUUAGAACAUUAGUACACAUUACACUACAGUUGAUUUUAUAAGCUACUGAAGACUCUGCAAUUGCAUGGACUUAGAUUUUAAUAUCAUUUAUAUAGUAGAACUUUAAAAAAAAAUCUGAUACCAUCAAAAUUCUUUCCUGGGGCUAUAGCUCACUUCAAAGCAUGUGCAAGUCCCUGAGUUUAAUCCUCAACACUGGGGGAAAACAGUAGCUUCCUGUAUUAACAACGGUACAGUAUUUUUAUAUGAAAAUUAGGUUUUUAUUUAUGUUUAGUCUGCAUUGUAUUUUAUUGUAUUUUAACUUUUGUAAUUUAAAUUCUAUAUCAAAUCCUUUAAGCCAUUUCAUGCUGAAAAUUCUAUAAUUGAAAACACUCAUUAAGCAAUAGUUUGAUCUCAGCUGAAUAAUGAUGAUGAUUGAAGCCAUAGGAGUUGGAAGUUGUUUCUGAGGUACAUCUAUUUCCUUUGUCUAACUGUUUGCUACAUAUAAAAGAUCAAAAGACCCUCUUUGUGGUUCUUUGCUGUAAUUGCUCAUCAAAAUGACAUUCUUUAGUUAGACUGGGGCUUCUAAUUGGUGUUAAUUUAUUUUUCUCCUGUAUUCAUAUUUUCCUUCUAUUUCCAAAAUGGAGAAUGGGUCAAGACUGUCUUUAUAACCUGUAGGAGCCUGGAUCUCCCACCCUUACCCCACGAGAAAUGCUUGGAAUUAGCAUUCCAAAGGUAGCUCAUGGUUUGCUUCUAUCAUGGGUAUUACCUCAGGUUAAGCAAGCAAUGCAUAAAACCUGCCUCAGCUGUCAGAAUAAAUGCUAAAAAAAAAUAUUUUUAUAAGCAGCUCAGGUUACUGAAAAUCUUCUAAAGCUUUCUUACAUUUGUUAACAUAAAUUUUCUGGGGCUUUAAUAAAGGCAGCAGAGUUAGCAAGUUAUGGUCUUAAGUGGCUCUGAUUUAUUCACAGUUCCUCAAGGCCAUAGGAUGACUAUCAAUUAUAGCUAUUUUUGUCCAAUUACAUCAUGUUAUGCACUAGAAGUUGAGAAUUUUAAUAGCUUUUUAAACUGCUGUCCUCAUUAAGGAAUGAAAAAUAUUUCUCCUAAAUAAUUGAAUAUUUUUCUACAUUUUAAAAAUAAUUGAAGUUUGUCUCACCAUAUCUUGUGUUAAUUCCAUGUGCAUAUGGCUGAGCUAAUUUGGAGAAUUUAUUUUCAUAACAUGAAGCACAUUUCGGUGAGUUGUACAAGUUAGAAUAUAGACAGGACCCUAUAUUUAGAGUUAAUGAACUUUUAAUAACUUUUUGGGGUAUAAAAU